CAAUUUUGAUUUGAGUUGUGUCUCCGGUACCCGGUUCUCCGACUCCAGCUGUCAUAGUGCCCAUCCCACCGCCCGCGAUCCCAGCAACAAUAAUAAAAAAUCCACAGACGUGCCCGUCCUGUGUUUUCUGGAUUUCUGCACUGCAUGCUAACACGGAAACUUUGAACUAAGAUGAAUGGUAACAAAGUUGAAACUGCUGCAGACAAGUCAGAAAAUCUAGUGGAGGAAACUGUACUAGAUGGCUCCACUUCGACCUCAACCUAUUUUGAGUCAUACGAAGACUUUACUGUCCAUAGACUGAUGCUAGAAGACAUUCCUAGGACUGAAUCGUACAAAAGAGCCAUUACGCUUUCAAACAUGUUUAAAAACAAACUUGUCAUGGACGUGGGUGCUGGAACUGGAAUUUUAUCGCUUUUUUGUGCUCAAGCUGGCGCCAAAAAGGUGUACGCUGUGGAAGCGAGUAAGAUUGCUCUGAUUGCAUUGGAGAAUGUUAAAGAAAACAACUUUGCAGAUGUUGUAGAGGUAAUUCAGAGUCGAGUGGAAGACCUUCCGGAAAGCAUCAAAGUGGACAUCAUUGUUUCAGAAUGGAUGGGAUUCUACUUGCUUCAUGAAUCGAUGAUUGAUUCUGUCAUCCACGCGCGAGACAAACAUUUGAAACCCGGUGGCACGAUCUUCCCUGAGUACGCCACCUUGAAUUGCGCCCUUUGCUCAGCAUCGCCUCUUUUUACUACAAAUUGGGAUAAUAUAUUCGGCCACAAAAUGUCUUCAAUGAAAGUAUUGGAGCGCCAGUCGCUGAUGGCUAAGCCUCAAGUCGAAAUGCUGGAAGAAGAAGACAUUCUUUCAGUGAGCCGAAAUAUCCUAACCAUUGACAUGAACUCCGUGACCGUUCAAGACGUGUCAGCAAUCAGAAGCAAAGUUUUUAUCUCGACUCACAAGUCUGGCAUUUACCAAGGAGUGGUUCUUUGGUUUGACGUAACAUUCCCUGAGCCAGAUGAAGAAAACGAAGAGGCUUCAGCAGAAAUCGUGCAGCUCGACACAUCUCCCUUUUCACCUCAAACUCACUGGAAGCAGACAAUUAUUUUAUGGCCGGAAGACAGAGAAGUGGAAGAAGGGGACAUUGUAGCGUUUGAGCUUUUCCUUGGAAGAAGCAACCCUGAGAGCCGUUCAUACGUCAUCCAACUGUCCGAACUUGAUGCAGCAACCGAGGAACAUCCUGUGCCAUGCGAAUGUGGCAGUGCCAAAUGCGAUGUUGUCCGUGCCUUUUUAGAAAAUUGUGAUGAUAACAAUGAAGAUCAAGACAUGGUUUCAAUAAAUUAAUAUUUUAUUAAAAGUA
Cloeon dipterum is the source of this 1333-nucleotide messenger RNA. RefSeq names its product Arginine methyltransferase 8 (gene Art8). Gene Ontology annotation, biological process: peptidyl-arginine methylation. Lineage: Eukaryota; Metazoa; Arthropoda; Insecta; Ephemeroptera; Baetidae. Gene Ontology annotation, molecular function: protein-arginine N-methyltransferase activity. The coding region runs from base 172 to 1317 and encodes 381 amino acids. The record is from RefSeq and is a predicted model, not a curated record. The transcript has 6 exons. Gene Ontology annotation, cellular component: nucleus.